AUGAGCUCAUGUACACCUCGUCCCCGCUUCAGAUAUCGCUCCCAGACUUCCGCCGAUUAUGCAUCUUCAAGGGAAUCUACCCCCCGUGAGCCGCGCAACAAGAAGAAGGUUUCCAAGGGCUCCACUGCCGCUACAACCUUUUACUACACAAAGGACAUUCAGUACCUGCUCCAUGAGCCGCUACUGGCAAAGUUCCGCGAGCACAAGGCCGUCGCAAAGAAGAUUGGUCGCGCCCUCGGUCGCGGCGAAUCUGGUGAUGCCUCGCGCCUUGAGAAGAACCUCAUGCCCAAGGUCAAGCUUGAUCACAUCAUCAAGGAGCGCUACCCUACCUUUGUUGACGCUCUGCGCGAUCUCGACGAUGCCCUCUCCAUGCUGUUCCUCUUCGCCAACCUUCCCUCGAGCGACCACAUCCCCGCAAAGACCAUCGCCCUCUGCCAGCGAUUGACGCGCGAGUUCGAACACUACGUCAUCACUUCCCAUUCCCUCCGCAAGUCUUUCCUCUCCAUCAAGGGUAUCUACUACCAGGCCACCAUUCAAGGCCAGGACAUCCUUUGGCUGGUGCCAUAUAGGUUCGUGCAGCGAACAGGCGGCGACAUUGAUUUCAGGAUCAUGGGCACAUUUGUCGAGUUCUACACUACUCUUCUUGGCUUCGUCAACUACCGCCUCUACACUUCAAUUGGCCUAGUAUACCCUCCCAAGUUCAACGCAAGGAGCGACGAGCAAGGUGGUGAGCUGGCUGCGUUCCAGCUCGAGGGCAAAGCUACCGCGACAAACGGCGCAUCGAAUGGCCACGCUGAGGAUGCUGAGAUCAACCCCGAGGCACAGGCCAUUGCAGACAGGAUUGGAGCUAUGCCCGAUGUUGAGGAAGAGGAAGCGACCACAGCGGUAGCCAAGACUGGUGCCGAAGACGAUGAGGAGGAGGCCAAUGAGGAGAUUGACAAGUUCGAGCCCACUGCACCCGACGCCGACAUCCUACCUCAGCCCCAAGCAAGCAGCGCCGAGGUUGCCUCUUUGUUCGCACCCUUCACCUUUUACCUGUCGCGAGAGACACCCAGAGGCUCGCUUGAGUUUAUACUCAAGGCUUUCGGCUGCAAGAGAGUGGGUUGGGAUGGCGUUUUAGGUGACGGUGCCUUUACGACAAACGAAUCCGACCCCGCCAUUACACAUCAAAUUGUUGAUCGACCAGCCCUGUCCAAUGGUGCACCGGCUUCCAACGUUCAGGAGACUGAAAAUGGUGGAGCUGCUGCUCCCAAGGCUCAAUGGCCCUACUCCAUGAUGCCUGGUCGCACCUAUGUCCAGCCUCAGUGGGUCUGGGAUAGCAUCAACCAGGGCAAGCUUUUGCGAGCAGACCACUACUCUCCCGGCGCCGAUUUGCCGCCACACUUGAGCCCAUGGGUUAAGCCCAAGAAGGGCGAAUACGACCCUAACCUGCCCCUCGCAGCCCAACAGCCAGAGGGUGAGGCCGAGGCAUUUGAAGAUGAAGGCGAUGAGGAGACAGCAUUCGAUGUUGACGGAGAUGAGGAUAUGGAGGCCAUCGUUGACCGCGAAGGCUCUGUUGAAGUUGGCGAGGGAAUGGAUGUCGCUGACGAUUCCGAAGACGACAGCGACGAUGAUGAGUCGGAUGAGGAAGAUGGACCCGCUGGUGAUGAGGACGAUCUCGACUCUGAUGCCGAAUCCGACAUCUCAGAAGGAGAAGCUGCUCGUCUCCAACAUCAACGCGAACUUGAGGCUGAAGCUACCGGCAAGAAGCUUGAGGUCAAGAAGCCGACCAGGAAAGAGGAGAACGCGACCAUUCGCAAGAAGGCCGAAAAGAAGAAGCGCGCAGAAGAGGAGGAGCGUGAGAGGCAAAAGAUGAUGUUGUCCAACAAGAAGCGCAAGCUACUCAAGCGUAUUGAAUACGGCGAGAACAAGCGCGACAACGAGUCUGAGAAUCUGCGAAGGAAGCGCGCGAGGGUGGAAAAGGCAAAAGCCGCUGCUGAAGCUGUCUAA
Pyrenophora tritici-repentis Pt-1C-BFP is the source of this 1989-nucleotide messenger RNA. Its product is annotated as NOP7, Protein required for biogenesis 60S ribosomal subunit. The record is from RefSeq and is a predicted model, not a curated record. Gene Ontology annotation, biological process: maturation of LSU-rRNA from tricistronic rRNA transcript (SSU-rRNA, 5.8S rRNA, LSU-rRNA); ribosome biogenesis. Gene Ontology annotation, molecular function: RNA binding. Gene Ontology annotation, cellular component: PeBoW complex; nucleolus. NCBI's taxonomy places the organism in Eukaryota, Fungi, Ascomycota, Dothideomycetes, Pleosporales, Pleosporaceae.